Molecule: messenger RNA, 1497 nt
Organism: Prorocentrum cordatum
Lineage: Eukaryota; Dinophyceae; Prorocentrales; Prorocentraceae
Source: the annotation of a GenBank genome assembly
GCAGGACAUGCUCUUCCGCCUCGGCAAGGCGCAGUGCCCCAAGCCCUGCUUCUCGAAGGUGCUGGACGCGGAUCUCGAGGCCGAGUCCAAGCACCUCGAGCUGAGCUCCGGCUGCGUGGAUGCGGCCGAGGGUGACUUGUGCUACCGCACCGUCAGAUGGUUGAAGAAGACGGGCCUCGAACAGCACCCUGACUGGUUUCCCACUCUCGAGGCCGGCUCCAGUGUGGCCACGAUCCAGGCGGAGCUGCACCGCCAGGGCAAGUCCCAGUGCCCCAAGCCCUGCGCGGCCGCCGACGGCGCGCCGUACCACGCCCUGGGCGCCCAGGCGGCUGGCCUCCGGACGCGCGUCAAGUCGGAGGAUGCGGCCAGCUGGAUGUGGGACUUCCCCAAGGAGGAGGUGGCCCCGACCACGGAGGCGGGCAAGGCGGUGAUGGAGUGCCUCCGGAAGCUGCUGCACGUGACCCCGGAGAACUUCGACGACAUGAGGGCGGAGUGCGAGGGCCUCGUGCCAGCAGAGGGCGCCCCGCAGCGGGACGCGCUGGUGAAGGAGUCCAUGAAGUUCAUCUCGUGGGCGCAGCACCACGUGGUCGACAUGAGGGUCCAGCGGAAGGCGCAGGAGAACGGCGACCAGGAUGGCGAGUCGGCGGCGGAGGAGAUCAGCAGCCCGGCCGCGCGGACCGCGGCGGGCGAAGACGGCUGCAUGACCGCGGUCAGCAGCUCGGUGUGCUACACUGCGGUGUCCUACGGCCUCUCGGAGGGGAUCAGGAAGCACCCGUCCAUGUACGAGGGCCUGUCUGAGCACUCCAGCUUCGAGAAGGUCCAGGAUUUCCUGUGGCGCAACAACCGGCACGGCUGCCCGAAGCCUUGCCCCAGGAAGCACGUGGACAUCACCGAGUUCGACAAGCACCCUGAGAUGCUCACCUACAAGAAGAAGGUCUCGGACAUGAGCAUCGACGAGAUGACCAGGUACAUCAACGGCGAGUGGGACGGCAUGGUGGCGAAGAUGUUCGACUACCGCGCGGACGAGGACGCCCUCCCGGCGGCCACCACCACGCCGGUGGCCGAGGAGACCCACGAGGAGACGAAGAUCCAAGACAUGAGCGCUGACGAGAUGGCCCGUGUCCUCGAAGGCGAUAUGGCUGACUACAUGCCGAAGGCGUUCCGCCCCCAAGAAGACGUCGAGGGGGUUGGAAUCAACACGUACACAAUCUUGAUCAGGCCAGGAAUCUACCCGUACAUACGGUCCCAAAGUUUCAAUCUUACCUUAGGCCUAGCCAAGGACUUCUUAUUUGUUGAUUAUUGUCCCGAGGCUAGCGGCCCGCUUGUUUUCCCACCCGUCCUCUGUCGCUUCUGCGCGGUCGUCUCACCCCUCUCUGUGGCAACCCGCACUUCAGCGCACGCCAGCACUCGCCCUUGCUCUUCCUCUCCUCUUCUGCUCCUGCUCCCGCUUCUGCGUCCUUUGUUGCUCCCGCUCCAGUUCGUGCCGCUGCCACGGCG